GUCAGGGUUAGCGGUUUGAUUCCCACUAGGGGUACCCAUGCUGAGAUUGUAAUACAUAUCUGUAUUUGUUCUUGCUGUGACGGCUUCCCCUGCAGGGCUCGUGGGACACCAUGCGUCUCCCAUCACCAAACUCUACCACCACGUGGAUAAGAAGAUGAGCUGGACUGAUGCUCAGCGCUACUGCAGGGAGCAGUUUCAUGACCUGGCGACCAUAGACAACCGGGAAGACCUAGAGCGGCUGCAAGCGUCCAGAAAAGGGUCCGAUUAUGACAUUGACAGCGCAUGGAUCGGACUUUAUGAUGACCGCACCAGAUGGCAGUGGUCCUACGGCAACCAAGACUACAAAAUGGGUCAAGACUAUGACAAUUGGUUCGGAUCUGAACCCAACAACGGAGGCGCCAAACAGAACUGUACAGUGAUUAUGCCACAAACAGGAGGAUGGUCGGAUAAGAGCUGCAGCGACCUGGCCGGUCCUGUCUGCAUUAAUGCUGCGGGCAACUACAUCGAUGUCCAAGAAAAAAUGACCUGGUACAAGGCGAGGAAAUACUGCGUGUCUCACCACACUGAGUUGGCAAUUGUGAGAGACGCGACAGAGAACAGCAAAAUCUAUGCCUUGUUGAAUUCAAACGCAUGGAUCGGGCUCCACAGAAAUCCAUGGUCCCACUGGUCUGACGGGAGUAGACCCACUUACCUUAAUUGGCAAAGUGGCCAGCCAAACAAUCUAGGAGGCAAGCAAAAUUGUGCUUCAAUGAAUUUUAUUAGAGCAGAUUAUGGAGACGUAAAUUGUCAGGCUUUGAAUUACGUCGCCUGCCAGGAACUGCAGAAACAACGGUCAACCUUUAGGAUAAAGAUCCGCACCGAGGCAGACAUGACAAAUCCGGAGGUUCAAUGCCAGUUUUUGGAAAAGCUCUCUGCCAAAAUGGCCAAGGAAGGCGUGACUGGCGUACAACUCCAUUUGGUUGUGAAGGACGGACAGGACCAGCAGAGUGAGAAAUGAAGAGCUCUUUGCUGUAGAAUAAAUUUCGUUGUAUGAAAUGUUUCAGACACAACAGCGUGUGACGCCCCUUGCUUUAGAUCAACCAAUGAGGCAAGAACUGAGCUUUUGUCUUGACAACUUUUCAGCAGGCGAUCUUGUUGACAACCUAGCCACAUUUACAUUUAGGGAAUUUAGCAGACUUGCAAUAAGUACAUUUGUCAGAAGAAAGUGAAACAAUAUAUUGAUGUCGGUACAGUAAGGAUGUUGAUAGAAACAAGUGCCAAGAUUAACAAUUGCUAGGUUAACCCAUUCCCCCUUCUUCAAGAAAGAUAGCUAGGAUAGAAUUCUACACAAUGCUAAGUACCAUUUUUAAAUGCCAGGACGUACAAUAUACAAUAACUGCGUAAGUGGGGAUGUUUUUAGGAGUGUAAGGGAGGUGAAUG
This is a messenger RNA of Gadus chalcogrammus (walleye pollock), 1419 nucleotides long. Its product is annotated as C-type mannose receptor 2-like. NCBI's taxonomy places the organism in Eukaryota, Metazoa, Chordata, Actinopteri, Gadiformes, Gadidae. The transcript has 3 exons. Bases 155 to 997 code for a protein of 280 amino acids. The record is from RefSeq and is a predicted model, not a curated record.